GAAGAGAGGAAAUUCGAUAUUCAGAUUGAAGGCGGGUGCCCUUAAAACGCCAGAGAAGGUGUUGCUUCAUCCGGCCAAGCUCCCUGCUGCAGUGCAUUGCGACUGCAGCAAUGCCGCUGCAUGCGUCCACCAGGGGUGUUCUCACGUCCCUGGCCGCACUGGCUGCGGUAUGGAUGGUCUAUAACAACCCCUUGCUGGCGCGGAUGCUGCCGUGGCUCACAGGGCAGUGCAGCCCUGAAGUGGGUCCCACCUCUAGGUGGAAUGACUGGUGGGGCAUCGGCUGGUUGAGAUUUCACAACCAGCUGGUUGAUGAAGUUGUGCAGGCAGACAAAGGGGAGGGGUUUGACCUGAUAUUUUACGGAGACUCGAUUACGGAGGACUGGAGGGGCACGUCGGGGGGCGUUCCAUGGCCCAUUGGCUCUGGCAGCGAUGAAGUAUUCCAGAAGCACUUUGCCGCCAAGUAUCGCGCCGGGGUGCUCGCCAUUGCAGGUGAUCAAGUGGGCCAUCUGUGGUGGAGGAUACUGAACGGAGAGCUUCCGGCAGUGCAUCAACCACGGGUUUAUACGAUCCUGAUUGGAACAAACGACCUCAAUGCAGCAGACUGCAAUCAAAAUGAGACCGAGCUACUCGCCACCGUGCCUGGCAUUGCCGCAAGGGUGGGCGAGAUAGUGGGAAUACUGAGGACGGCAGCGCCAAAUGCGCAUGUGCUGCUGCAAGCCGUGCUACCCAGAGGGGCGGCCUGGAUUGGGCUGGCCCAAUGGGAAUGGCCCAAUCGCUUUGCCAAGCCCAUCUGGGCCCUCAAUGCCAAAUUUCAGGAGAUGGCUGCGGCUGACCCCUGGGUACACUAUGUGGACUGUGGACCGCCCUUUGUGCUGCAGACCAAGACCGGCGUUGCUCUUCAUGCGGACCUGCUGCCGGACGGGCUGCAUCCCAAUGCGGCGGGCAUGGAUGUGAUGGCCAGCUGCCUGGAAGCUGCCAUCGAGCCGCUCAUGCACGAAGAUGGCAGCAUCGGAGCGCAGGUUGUGCAUGACAUUAUGACAUCAGAUCUUGUGAGUAGUUUAAAGGGAGCAGCUGCCAACAGCAGCAUCCUGGAGCUGGAGCUUGGCGCCUGA
Molecule: messenger RNA, 1112 nt
Organism: Coccomyxa subellipsoidea C-169
Lineage: Eukaryota; Viridiplantae; Chlorophyta; Trebouxiophyceae; Coccomyxaceae
Product: SGNH hydrolase
Exons: 7
Coding region: 111-1112 (333 amino acids)
Source: RefSeq, a predicted model, not a curated record